AUGGCAUUAAUUUCCACUAAUCCUUGCACCUUCUUCUACUCUCUCUCAAGUCUACUUAUCCUUGCAUGGCGCCAAUUUUUCUUUCCUCCACAGGAUCAGGAGGAUGAGUCCACUCCACAACCACCUUCCAUCAAUUCAAGCCUCGGAACCAAUGGAUUAAGCGGUUAUGAUGCAUCUCAAAACGAUGAGACCACGGCGAAAAAUCCCCCCACCUCAUCUAGCCCAUCAACUGAAUUCAGUCCUACAGACAUUGAAAAUGACAGCAAUUUCGUGCCGGGCUCCAGCCAAUCUUCACCAGAACCCGGCAACCAAGUGCAUGCCCUUGUGGACCCAAAGGCCACAUACAAAGCUAUAGCCCCCUUGGCCGUAGCCAUGGCACCAUCCACCUUUGCCUUGGCCAUGAGUCUUCCACUUAAGUCUAACCAGACUUAUGUGGUAGCAGCACUACUGAAUAUUUACUUGCUCAUUUUUGUGAUCUCAGUGGAGCUUGUUGUGCUGAUAGUCUUCAUCCCCCAGUCCAUUAAAGACAUGAUGGUCAUGAAGGGCCUCCUAGGCCUUGGAAUAGGCCUUUUUGUAGUGGCUUUCCCACUUCAAGUGUUGAUUUCUCUGCCCCAUAACUGGAUCUUUAACCCUCUUUGUGGGGUAGCUGCUUUCAUGGCUGCCUUCUUAUUCUAUCUCACUAUGAGGAUCCAUAGAGAUGCCAAUAAAGAGAGAGAGAAUAUAGAGGUAUGACAGUCCAUAGAGCUUCCAUGAAGAGAGAGAAUAUAGAGGUACGUGUGUGUGAGAGAGAGGGUGUUUCCAGGUUUUAAGUUCUAUUUGAGUGCAGUGUGAAGAGUUUGAUAGAGUUUAACAUCUAUGCUUUCUACAUUCGUUCAAUAAGUUGGAUAUUUGGUUUGAGCACAGUGAAAUGUAUGAUUUCCUGGCCAUCCAUGUGUGUUUAAAUCUAUGAAUUCCU
Molecule: messenger RNA, 955 nt
Organism: Amborella trichopoda
Lineage: Eukaryota; Viridiplantae; Streptophyta; Magnoliopsida; Amborellales; Amborellaceae
Source: RefSeq, a predicted model, not a curated record